AUACAUAAGUUCCAGAGUCACUGAGUCUGCUCAUAAUUUGCUCAGGGUCUUCAGGCUGAUUUCAGAAGCAUCUGCAAGUUUGAGUGUCUUCUCUGGACGUCUUCACACACCACAAUGUUAAAGCUCCUGUUCUUGGCUGCGCUCUGUGCCAGCUGCAUGGCAAGACCUGGCGUGAUGCAUUACUCAUUCGAUCCUGCAGUUGGAACUGGUAGUGGUACGUCCUUUUCCUCUGCAGGGUCAGGGGGAAGGAUCACAGCAGUCAGGGUUUGGGAGGCCACCAAUGCUUACAUCACUGGUAUCCAGGUACGAUAUGAUUACAUCUGGUCUAGAGUUUUUGGACGUGUUUACAGCACUGUGCAUGAGCUGAAUCUGUUUGAUGGAGAGGUCAUAGUUCAGGUCUCUGGAAAAUACCACACCAAUUACAUUUAUCAGCUGACAUUUGUGACCUCUAGAGGGCGCUCGAUGAUGGUUGGCCAACCAUACCAGCGCUCAUUUAAUUUCUACACACGGUACGAAGAUGCAGAGCUCAUACUCCUGAGUGGGCGCUACAAUAGUGCUGGAAUUACUUCACUGGCAGCUCACUGGGGAGUUGUCCCCCAGAACACCACUGACACCACAAGCAUAUUCCAGACGUGUCUUCUCUGGACGUCCUCACGCACCACAAUGUUAAAGCUCCUGUUCUUGGCUGCGCUCUGUGCCAGCUGCAUGGCAAGACCUGGCGUGAUGCAUUACUCAUUCGAUCCUGCAGUUGGACCUGGUAGUGGUACGUCCUUUUCCUCUGCAGGGUCAGGGGGAAGGAUCACAGCAGUCAGGGUUUGGGAGGCCGCCAAUGCUUACAUCACUGGUAUCCAGGUACGAUAUGAUUACAUCUGGUCUAGAGUUUUUGGACGUGUUUACAGCACUGUGCAUGAGCUGAAUCUGUUUGAUGGAGAGGUCAUAGUUCAGGUCUCUGGAAAAUACCACACCAAUUACAUUUAUCAGCUGACAUUUGUGACCUCUAGAGGGCGCUCGAUGAUGGUUGGCCAACCAUACCAGCGCUCAUUUAAUUUCUACACACAGUACGAAGAUGCAGAGCUCAUACUCCUGAGUGGGCGCUACAAUAGUGCUGGGAUUACUUCACUGGCAGCUCACUGGGGAGUUGUCCCCCAGAACACCACUGACAAUGCCGAAUAAUAAUAAUCAACUGGCAAACAAAACGGUGAUAAAUGGUGAUUCAGUAACCAAAACCUGAUUACCUAUAAAUAUGUUUCAAACAUGUGAUUACACAUCACCAGCAUUUUUAAAUGUCAAUGGAACAAUGUGAGAUUGACAAUAAUAAAUAUUAUUAUUUUAACUACUGUCAGUAAACAAAUUAGUAUGAAAAGUGAACACCGCAUCCCUGAUGGAAACAAACCAGUGAUGGAUCUUGGUUUCAAUCAAAAUUGCAUGUUUGUUUUUUUGGUGUUUUUUUUUUUUUUUGUGGAAACAGUAUUGUAAUGUUUAUUUUUAUUAUUCUUUCACUCACUGGUCAUUAUUCAGAUGUUUAGUCUGCAUCUUAUUGUAUGGUGGGUUUUUUUUGCAACACAUAAAAAUAAAGUUAAGAAAACCGAA
Messenger RNA from Solea senegalensis (Senegalese sole), 1590 nucleotides. RefSeq lists its product as uncharacterized. Lineage: Eukaryota; Metazoa; Chordata; Actinopteri; Pleuronectiformes; Soleidae. The record is from RefSeq and is a predicted model, not a curated record. The coding region runs from base 115 to 1173 and encodes 352 amino acids. The transcript is spliced from 12 exons.